CUGAUAUUCCUCCGACCACGUCUGUACACCGGUUUGUGAUUCAUAAGCUCUCCGACGGUUAACACCAUGACUGGUCGUGUUCUAGUCGGAGUUAAGCGGGUUAUUGACUACGCAGUAAAGAUCCGAGUGAAGCCUGACAACACCGGCGUUGUUACAGAUGGUGUGAAACACUCGAUGAAUCCUUUCUGCGAGAUCGCAGUGGAGGAGGCUGUCAGGCUGAAGGAGAAGAAGCUGGUGAAUGAGAUUGUGGCUGUGAGCUGUGGACCUCAGCAAGUGCAGGAGACCAUCCGCACAGCUCUGGCGAUGGGGGCAGACCGCGGCAUUCACGUGGAGGUUUCCGGAAAGGACUACGAGUCUCUCGGCCCUCUGCAGGUCUCCAAGAUCCUUGCUGCGUUAGCGAAAAAAGAGGAAGCGUCCCUCGUUAUUCUCGGGAAACAGGCCAUUGACGAUGACUGUAAUCAGACGGGCCAGAUGACGGCUGCUCUGUUGGACUGGCCCCAGGGGACCUUCGCCUCCGAGGUGACCUUCGAGGGAGAGAAACUGAAAGUGGUGCGAGAGAUCGAUGGAGGACUGGAGACGAUUAAAAUUAACACGCCUGCUGUGGUGACUGCCGACCUGCGCCUUAACACCCCCCGAUACGCCACACUGCCUAACAUCAUGAAAGCCAAGAAAAAGAAGAUCACCAACAUGAAGCCAGGUGACCUGGGAGUGGACGUGAGCUCUCGGGUGGAGGUGCUGCGGGUGGACGAUCCUCCCCAGAGGCAGGCCGGGGCGAAAGUAGAGUCAGUAGAGGAGCUGGUGAGCAAACUGAAGGAGGCAGGAACAAUAUAAGCGCCGAGGGAGCAGGCGGAGCAGUGCGCAUACUUCCUGGGGUCUUUUCUCGCUCUCUCUCUCUCUCUCUUUAUUAUUUUUUUUUGGUGUCGCCACAAUUUCCUUGAACUCCACCCUCCGCCGAGGUCCUUACAGUACCUCCACCUUCUCUCUGAUCAGCCAGCCGUCGCAGCGUCUGCUCAUCUCUGAAUACACAAACCAUCUUUAUUUCAACUCCUGGUCCUUCUGGCAAUUUAUCUGCUGUAUAUACACCUACACCGUCUGGUGUAGAGAGACUCAUUUUUUCCACAUGUUGAGUCAGAGUGCUGACCUAGAAUCACUUUUUGCUUCCUGUUUGAUUAUAUAAUGUGGAAUAGUUAAAAUUCUAAGAGAUCUUGUUUAUCUCUGACGGACUGCCGAUGUUGAAACAGGGAAAAUUUAUGGUGCUUUCAGCAUAGUUAACUUUUCCUAAUUAGCCCCAAGAUGUAAGCACGAAACAGUUCUGUUUGCUGCUGGCUUAUCCGUCAUACAACAGAUUUUUAUGAUAUCAGGGUGUCUUUGAUCCUACAUUCUUUAUUUAAAAAAAAAAAAACAACAACAACACCAUUUUAAUGUAGAUGAAUCACAUUUUAGGUGGAACAGUUAGCAUCUCUUAGCACGGACCAGGUCAGAAGAAAUGAGCUCUGGUUGUGUUUUUGAUUGUACAGUAUCCAACUUUGAAAAUAAAACCGAUAAAACUCA
This is a messenger RNA of Clarias gariepinus (North African catfish), 1551 nucleotides long. RefSeq names its product electron transfer flavoprotein subunit beta (gene etfb). Gene Ontology annotation, cellular component: cytosol. The transcript is spliced from 7 exons. Gene Ontology annotation, molecular function: electron transfer activity. The record is from RefSeq and is a predicted model, not a curated record. Bases 67 to 831 code for a protein of 254 amino acids. NCBI's taxonomy places the organism in Eukaryota, Metazoa, Chordata, Actinopteri, Siluriformes, Clariidae.